Molecule: messenger RNA, 795 nt
Organism: Aegilops tauschii subsp. strangulata
Lineage: Eukaryota; Viridiplantae; Streptophyta; Magnoliopsida; Poales; Poaceae
Source: RefSeq, a predicted model, not a curated record
AUGGCUAACAGCAUCUGGACCUCACCGGAGAUCACGUCACCUGCCACGGUCUGGGAGCAGACCAGGACGCUCAAUUUCGAGGUGACCGAUUACCUGCAGCUCGAUGGCAUGGGUGUCGGCGAGUCCAUUAGUUCGCCCGUCGUCCAAGUCGGCGGCUACCAGUGGAAGAUCAAAUUCUACCCAGACGGGAUCGACGAGGACUGUGACGGCCACGCCUCAGCGCUUGUGCGCUGUUACAGCCAAGACACGGAUCCGAAUGUGACCGCCAAGUUCAAGCUGAGCAUCCUAGAGAAAAGGAGCCAGGUAAAUGUAUCCAGCUUCGAUGCGCCGAUGUGCAUCUUCUCUCCGUGCGAUUUCCCUACAUGGGGCUACCAGAAAUUCGUCGACAAGUCCAAGCUGGAAUCGCUGUCGCAACUCGGGGACGGCUGCUUCACGAUACGGUGUGUCCUCACCGUCGUCACCGACGAGCCACCGUCUCGGGGGCUGUCUCGGGAGCUGCCCAGCCAACUCUCCAGCCAACUCGAGAGCAUGCUCGAGGACGGGAGAGGCGCCGACGUCACGUUCCGCGUGGGCAGCCACAAGUUCCUGGGGCACAGGUGUGUUCUGGCGGCGCGGUCGCCGGUGUUCAGUGCUCAGUUCUAUGGCCCCAUGGCGGAGAAGGACAAGCCGCGCGUCAAGGUCGUCGACGUGGAGCCGGCCAUCUUCCAGAUGAUGCUUCGCUACAUCUAUACAGACUCAAUGCCGCCACCGCCGCCGCCCGCUGAAGGAUACAGCGUCGCGGUGAUGCAGCACUGA